AUGCCGUAUAGUAGAGACGGUCAAGUAGUAAAGUUACCGCAAAUCGCCGCGAGGGAACGUGGUCCUGGACCUACAAGAUACAUGUUGAAAACCCUGUGCAGAUCUAAUGGCCAUGACAUAACCAAACCUCGCAAUCCUGCAUAUAGCUUAGGCCCAAGGUUGCAGCCCAUCAAGAGUUUCAACAGCCCAGGUCUCGUGACCAGCCUGGGACCCGACGGAACCCCUAAGUGGUCCAUGCUAGGAGCCGCGGAGAAAAUGACAAAAUUGAACUCGCCAGGUCCAGGUACGAAAUGA
Stylophora pistillata is the source of this 294-nucleotide messenger RNA. RefSeq names its product outer dense fiber protein 3-B-like. NCBI's taxonomy places the organism in Eukaryota, Metazoa, Cnidaria, Anthozoa, Scleractinia, Pocilloporidae. The record is from RefSeq and is a predicted model, not a curated record.